AUGGACUGGGUCUCAAAUGUUUGUCAUUUGCUAUUCAAUUGCUCUUCUUCUUCCACACCGCCUUUGUCCUCUCUGUCGGAUUUUGUUCCAUCUGUGUUGCCCUCGAUGGAUGUUGCUUUUAUCCCUAAUUUUGGAAGUCGGUCCACCGAAAUUACAGAAGUGGUUGAUUGUUAUGUAUUAACUCCACCGUUGAUUCUUGAUAUGGGAUUAGAAGUCGGAGGUUCAUGGUCGGAUUGGAAGCAUCAGAAAUUAGGAAACGAAAAUGGAAGAGGCACCAGGUUAGUUAUAGAAGGAAAUGGUAAUACAGUUUCAGUAGAUGAUAUAGUGGAUAAGGUCACAUCAAUGGGUUUCAGGAGGGACCUUGGUGGACGAAUGGCAGCUAUAAACUUGGAGUCAAGAGCAGCUUUACUUGCAGCAGAACAGAUGAUUCGGCGGUGGUGCCUUUGGAGGAUAUUCAGGUUGAUGAUAACCUGA
Molecule: messenger RNA, 474 nt
Organism: Lactuca saligna
Lineage: Eukaryota; Viridiplantae; Streptophyta; Magnoliopsida; Asterales; Asteraceae
Source: the annotation of a GenBank genome assembly